Mesocestoides corti is the source of this 1020-nucleotide messenger RNA. The record is from the annotation of a GenBank genome assembly. Lineage: Eukaryota; Metazoa; Platyhelminthes; Cestoda; Cyclophyllidea; Mesocestoididae.
AUGGGAACCGUUAGUUGUAAGGGUGACAAUUGUAGAAAUGGUAGAUUUUACGCCAAAGUAUCCAACAUCAAUUGCUUCACUGCUGUAAAUGAAGUCCUUUCAACCAACAACAGGAGUCAUGGUGAAGAGCUGCAGCAGCACCGUGGUCCCUGUAAUUAUUAUAACAAAUUUAAUGAAGACGUGGUAGUUAACGAGCAAGUAUCAGUAGACGAAUUCACCUUUGGAGAUGUAAUUUACGCUGACUUACAACCUCUGGAGGGCAAUUGCAGCUUUGUUGAACUUGUGCUUCAAGUCGCUGAACAGAUCGCUCCAGUGAAAGUCUGUGUGGCUCAGACUAUCAAGGUUGAAUUGCCAGUGAAUAAGGCUGUUGAAAACACCAACUUUGACGUUGUGUUCUCACCUGGCCAGCUGGAUUCGACUCAACCUUUUGGAGAUUGUGAUGAAACUCCCUUGUCAGAAGCGAUAACUGAAAGCCGAAAAGAGGAAGAAUUGUUGCUGAAAUUAGCUGACUUGGACAGACGUCUUCGUGCAUCAAUCAAGCUGCUCGCAUCUUUGGUCGAUGCCCAAGGUUUGGCGCCACGUGGUCCAGCAAACUCAAGCCCGGGAAAAAUGACCUCACGCGACGUCGCCUGCAUGACAGUGAGCAUGGAGGCGAGCGACUCUCAAUGUUCUUGCAGUCUCCCACCAACUUCGGCGACUGCACAUUGUCCUCCCCCUCCUCCUCCACCACCACCACCUCCUCCUCCACCCCCUCCCCCACCACCACCGCCGCCGCCGCCGCUUUCUUUCUUAAUGAAGAAAAAAUCACUAUCAAAGAGAGAUUCCAAAGCCAUGAACAUUGUUGCCAAAAUACCCCAAGCGAAAGGAAUGUCUGAUGUCUUGGAAGAGCUCAAGUCUGGCGCUUUUAAGCUCCGUUCCCCUAACAGAGUCGCAGAACAGAACAGCAACCACAAGUUCAAGGCCAAGCAGGCAGUCCACUCUGGUGACCUGCCUGAUUUCGAUUAUUCUUAUGAUACCUAG